Osmerus eperlanus (European smelt) is the source of this 1146-nucleotide messenger RNA. RefSeq names its product troponin I type 1b (skeletal, slow) (gene tnni1b). Gene Ontology annotation, biological process: skeletal muscle contraction; cardiac muscle contraction. Lineage: Eukaryota; Metazoa; Chordata; Actinopteri; Osmeriformes; Osmeridae. Gene Ontology annotation, cellular component: troponin complex. The record is from RefSeq and is a predicted model, not a curated record. The transcript is spliced from 7 exons. Bases 200 to 763 code for a protein of 187 amino acids.
GUGUGUGUUUGGUGGGAGGGACUGUGUGUGUAUCUAUAUUAAGUCUCCCUGUGACAGACAGGAUGGACAUUAAGAGGCAGAGUUAAAUAGCCCAGUGCAUUCCUCUCUACAUCCCUCUGUCUCUCCAUCCCCCAAACAACCAGACCACGUUUUGAGUUUCCACAUUCCUGUCUUCCAGAGGGGAAUCAGCACAGCCAAGAUGCCAGAGCAGGGGUAUCGGAAGUCUAAGAUCUCAGCCUCUAGGAAGUUGAUGCUGAAGAGUCUGAUGGUGGCCAGGGCCAAGGAGGACCUGGAGCAGGAGCAGGAGGAGAAGGAGAAGGAGAAGCAGAAGUACCUGGAGGAGAGAACUCCUCCUCUGGUGCUCAGUGGGAUGUCCUCAGCAGAGCUCCAGGAGCUGUGUGCAGAGCUUCAUGCCAAGGUGGACGUUGUGGACGAGGAACGCUACGACAUCGAGGCCAAAGUCCUCCACAACUCCAGAGAGAUUAAGGACCUGAACAUCAAGGUUCUGGAUCUGCGGGGGAAGUUCAAGAGGCCCAACCUCAGAAGGGUGAGGGUGUCAGCGGACGCCAUCUUGCGCUCGCUCCUUGGCUCCAAACACAAGGUGUCCAUGGACCUGAGGGCCAACCUCAAAUCUGUCAAAAAGGAGGACACAGAGAAGGAGAAGACUGUGGAGGUGAGCGACUGGAGGAAGAAUGUGGAGGCCAUGUCGGGCAUGGAGGGCAGGAAGAAGAUGUUUGAUGCAGCCAAAGGCCCCAACCAAUAGACAGAAAGCAUGCCACUGAGGAACCUGGGAAAUGUAGUUGUUUUGUACUCACUUCAUUAGUCUGCAUGAAAAUACAGAAUAUGUGUAUGGUCCAAUUGUUAUUAUUUUAAAAACUUUUUUGGUUAUUCUCAUUGAGAUAAAUCUCUUUCAAGAAAGACCCAUAAUUAUUUAAACAUUGAAAAGGCUUACUAGUACAUACAUGUAAAUUGCCUCUAAAGGAGUAGGGAUUUAAUCAAUUCUCUUUUCGUCCACAGAAAAUGUCCACAUUAUUAUAUGGACCGGUUUUCUUUUCUACUGGUUAUGGACAAUCACGUUAUAAAUUCUUACUUUUGUGUUUUUGUGUACCCGUUUUAUACACCAUUUUAAUAAACAGUUUGUGUUGA